This is a messenger RNA of Schizosaccharomyces japonicus yFS275, 3729 nucleotides long. RefSeq names its product CMGC/DYRK/DYRK2 protein kinase Pom1. Gene Ontology annotation, biological process: establishment or maintenance of actin cytoskeleton polarity; mitotic G2 cell size control checkpoint signaling; negative regulation of protein localization to cell tip. Gene Ontology annotation, cellular component: cell tip; lateral cell cortex; mitotic actomyosin contractile ring, intermediate layer. The record is from RefSeq and is a predicted model, not a curated record. Gene Ontology annotation, molecular function: nucleotide binding; protein kinase activity; protein serine/threonine kinase activity. The transcript has a single exon. Bases 231 to 3224 code for a protein of 997 amino acids. Lineage: Eukaryota; Fungi; Ascomycota; Schizosaccharomycetes; Schizosaccharomycetales; Schizosaccharomycetaceae.
ACUCGCUAUACCUCGCUGCUCACACCCGAAACACACUCUCCCAGCGCCAACUGUUGAUCUCGCGAGUCUGCUCGCGAUAGCACCAAAACGGUGGAUUAAAGCAGGAAUUUACGGUCAUCCGCCGUUAUACACUCGUUUGUUUUUUUUCAGAAACGCCCUACGACUACUUUUGGAGAUUCUCCAGCUGCGUUUCACGACGUCGCUUUAUCUUGAAUUAAUUGACAUCACCCAUGUCACAACACUCGUUCAACAUGCGCUGGGACUAUAAUACAAAGGACGUAAACGAUAAAUUAGCAGGUCUCCGAGAGAACGUCGCCCAACUUCGUAUUGGCAGCUACGACAAACGGUUUUCCAUUGAUUCUUCCAUUACGAGCCAGACCACCGUCACGAACUCUGACGAGAACGGAUCACUCGGUCGUCGAAACAGCACUAACCAGUUCUUCUCCAUUACUCCUUCUUCGGAAAAACGCUAUUCAAGCAAGCUGGACAAGUUUAUGGAUGCGUCCGACUCCCAGCAGGACACCCAGGCUCAAUCCUCCUUCUCAUCUUCCUUCAAGAAUGUUUCCUCCUCCACAACUGUGCCGAGAGCACCCCUGUCUUCCUUUCGCUCAAUUCAAUCCCAAAAAACUACCGACACUUCUCGCUCUCAGCACUCGCUUAGUUCCAGCUUCACAGAGCAACGAUCACCCUUCGGCACUCCGAAAGACGGUCUGUCGUACGUCUCCAACAAAACUCUUCGGAACAAUUGGCCCGUCAGUGUCAACGUGAACACAUACGUGAACGCUCAAAUGAAUGGUGUCAAUGCUCUUAACGGUUCUGUACCCGUCACCCCCUGUAAGACUACUUCAGCCGUCCCCCCCGUGCCGAAUAUUCCUAGCGAGUAUACUGGAAGCGUGCCGCAUUCUGUGGGUUCACGCCGUGUUUCAGCGGAUUUCCGAAAUCAAGUGAAAUCUGCUUCUCACAGCAGACGUUCCUCUGCUGCAUUUAAUCCGUCAACUCCUUUCUCCAAAGAGAAUUCCGGUCAUGCUGACAAGAACCACAACGCAGCCGGGCACUCUAUCUCCCAGAAGGCUCACCCGUCUACCCGCGCCCAGCGUCACGAACGAAGGGCUUCGAGGGGAAAGCCCUCGAUGGAGGAUUCACGACCUGCGAAACCGGCCAAGGAGGGGCGUUCCUCUCGUGGUGGCUUCUUUAGCCGUCUUAGCUUUUCUCGCAGUUCCUCUCGUAACCGAAAAGCUCACAAACAUCAAGAAGAAAACGCACCGACGGUGCCGGUUAUUCCGGCUACCUACUUGAAGUCAAAAGAUUCCAAAGAAUUGAAGGAUGGAAAGAAGACACCAACUCGUACCAAGAGCCGGAUGCAGCAAUUGUUCAGUUGGUUGAAGGGUUCCCGGAGUAAACAGGCCAGUACUGCUAGUAACAGUCCUCCUCCGCCAGUCCCCGUUGACACUCGUGUAACGACUAUUCGAAGCCAUCGUGCUACUGAAAGUAAUCCUAACGCCAAACCGGCGCCAGCAGCAACGGCAACAUCGCCUUUCAAGAAAUCCGACAUACCUCCGGUUCCCGCACUUCCUACAGCUCUAUUGAAAAAAGACAAGCCAGAACAAGCAUACCGCAGUGUGUCAUUUGGCGAUAACAGAAAGAGCACUAACGCACCGGCCACUACUACUACUGCUGCUACUACUGCUGCUACCACGACCACGACCACGACCACUUCAAUCCCUUCUCUCUCCGUCAGUCCUUCGAUUUCGGCGUCGACUUCUUUUGUUGAGCCAUUCGAUCGAAAAGUUGCCGACCUUGCCAUGAAGGCAAUCAACAGCAAGCGAAUCAAUAAGCUUCUCAGUGAAGCAAAGGUAAUGCAAUCCUUAUUGGAUCGUGCUUGUAAAGUCUUGCCGGUUCCUUCUAGCGAUGCGUCAUUACUCAACGGUGCAACGUUGACAGAGUUUGAAGAUCAAGAAAUACAAGACUACGACUGCGUGUUCUUUACCGGAACACCAGGAAUUGACAAGACCCGUCCUAAUGAACCGUAUAAUAAUGGAUUUGACGACGAGCGGGGUGAUUACCGUGUCAUUCUUGGUGAUCACAUUGCCUACCGGUUUGAAGUCAUCGACUUUCUGGGUAAAGGUAGUUUCGGUCAAGUUUUACGGUGUAUCGACUACAAGACAGGAAAACUUGUUGCGUUGAAAAUUAUCCGAAACAAAAAACGUUUCCACGUUCAAGCUCUCGUCGAGACUAAAAUUCUGCAGCAAAUCCGUGAAUGGGAUCCUAAUGACGACUGUUGUAUGGUUCGCUAUACCGACCAUUUUUAUUUUAGAGACCAUUUAUGUGUCGCUACAGAACUUCUUGGCAUGAAUUUGUACGAGCUAAUUAAAAGCAACAACUUUAAAGGUCUUCCUAUUGUUGUUAUCCGCAGUAUCACAAAACAGAUUUUGCAAUGCUUGUUACUGCUACGUACCAAGCAUGUAAUUCAUUGCGAUCUUAAGCCUGAAAACAUACUGCUCUGCCACCCUCUCAAAUCUCAAAUCAAGGUGAUUGACUUUGGUAGCAGUUGUUUCGAAAACGAACGCGUCUACACUUACAUCCAGUCUCGGUUCUACCGUUCUCCUGAAGUAAUACUAGGUUUAGGGUACGGCACACCUAUCGAUAUGUGGAGUUUGGGCUGUAUUAUUGCUGAAAUGUUUACUGGCUUCCCACUAUUCCCGGGUGAAAAUGAACAAGAACAGUUAGCCUGUAUCAUGGAAAUAUUCGGUCCCCCUGAGCUUUCGUUAAUUGAAAAAUGCACUCGUCGCAAAGUCUUCUUCGAUUCUGCUGGAAAGCCCAGAUUAGUUGUUUCAUCUAAGGGCAAGUGCAGAAAGCCGUUUACAAAGUCACUUUACCAAGCUUUGCAAUGCAAAGAUGUCUCCUUCCUUAACUUUAUUUCAGCUUGUCUGCGCUGGGACCCGAAUGAGAGAAUGACUCCUGAGGAAGCUAUGCAACACGACUUCAUUACAGGCCGACAGGAGACUCAGCGCCCUAGCACCGCUCCAGCACGUCAAAAACUCACCAAGUCUUCUCUGUCAGAGUUGCCUUCUCGACCUUUGCCGAAUGUUCCACAAGAUGGCACUACUUCUGAAGCCGUGCAGCCGCUCGCUGGCUCUAUUGCCGUUCCAAAGAAACCAACUUUCACUCAUUAUACAGAGGCAAGCGUUCCUGUGAGCACCGGCCCGGCUUUUGACAAAUUUUAAUUUUCUCGAGAGUGUGAAAAUUUGUUUAUUUUUUAUAUUUUUUGAUCUUAUGAAUUGCAUGCCACCUUAACGGGUCACAAACCUUCAGGCUUUUUUCAUUUCUUUUAUCUGCAAUAUGUUACGAGUUUGAUAAUUCACCUUCCUUUCUCUUAUGAUGCACGAAUUUGGUUACAUUGUGGCUUGUUUAACGAGCCGAGGCAAGUGAUUAUUCACAGCCUUGCUAGGCAUUGUUUUCCGUGUAGCUUAUUGCCUUUAAGCAUGGUUUUAAGCCGCUUCCUUUCACUAUUUAAAGCUAACAUUCUGUUUGUAUAAUAAAAUUUACAACACUAUUUCAAUGGAUAUAUUGAAUAUAAAUAACAUUGAAUCUGUGCCAACACUUGAACUCGGAUUUGUAUCAAAAAAGAUAUGAGGGUUCACGACUUCUCACAGCGAGAAAUAAUGCUUUACUUUAGAAUAAUAAAUUUUGUGUUUAUUGAGUAAGUAAAGAUAACUUUUUAUGUACUCC